This is a messenger RNA of Didymodactylos carnosus, 2187 nucleotides long. Lineage: Eukaryota; Metazoa; Rotifera; Eurotatoria; Philodinida; Philodinidae. The record is from the annotation of a GenBank genome assembly.
AUGGACGAACUUUGUGUCGAAGUUGGUCAUGCGAAUGGUGCCUAUUACAAAAAUGGUAUUGAUGUUAAGUACGAGCAAGAUUUUUUCCCACCGUCCAAAAUACCAUUUAAUGAAAACCGUUGUCGUCUACCACCAGAAUCAACCGAUUUAAAAAAACUUCAACCGGGAGAUCCGUGUGAAGUUUUAUCAAAAGCCAAGGAAGAUGAACCACUUGGCUGGUGGCCUGCUACUGCCAAAAUGUUUAAAGGUGAUUUUUUUGUUGUCGAUUAUAAAGUUAGUGCUCAAGGAGCAAGUUAUUCGGAUAUUGUGCCCAGUGAUAAAAUACGUUGUCCAAACACGAAUCCGAUGAUAACAUCUUCAACGUUCAAAAAAUUAGACUUACCAGUUCCGAAAGAGAGUCAAGAAGCUUCAACCAAUCAAAACAAUCAUAAAGACUUUAAACGAACGACGGGUGCUGCUGUUGUACGUUAUGAUCGAGAAAGUGAAACCCUAUUAAUCAUUUCUGACAAAGAAAAUGUUAUACGUCAUGCACAAAUAUUGAGUGACAUGCAUUUUAGAAAUCUUCGUCAAAAAGCUAAACUUGUUUCAGAUACAGAAAAAGUCACUAAACAGUUAGAGCGUAUAAUGGUGAAUCAAACAUCGAAAUUUACCGAAAAAUUUACGGUUAAAACAGACUUGAUGGGUUUAGCAAUCGGCACUCAUGGUUCAAAUAUUCAAAAAGCACGAGAAAUAGAGGGGAUAACAGGUGUGGAAGUCGAAGACGAUACAUGUACAUUUAAAGUAUUUGGGGAUACCGAUCAAGCUGUCAAACAGGCAAGAAGUGUUCUUGAAUAUGUUGAAGAUACUGUAUUUAUACCUCGAGAUCUUAUUGGCAAAGUAAUUGGGAAGAAAGGACAUAUUAUUCAAGAAAUUGUCGAUAAAAGUGGAGUUGUUCGAGUUAAAAUUGAAGGUGACAAUGAACAAACAACCCCACGCGACGAUGUAACUUAUCCUAGUCAGGUGCCAUUCGUAUUUGUUGGUACUGUUGAUAAUAUAGCCAAUGCUAAAGUAUUACUUGAUUACCACAUUGCUAGUCUAAAAGAAUUUGAUGAACUCCAAGAAAAACGAAUUCAAGUUUCUGAACAGUAUCGUACAAUUACUGGUACUGUUCAAGGAGGAACGGGUUUUCAAAGUAUGGGAGGAUCAGGAAAUAAUAUGAGCCGCGGAGGACGCUAUGAAUCUGAUCGAAUGAGUAAUUCAGGCAGUAUUCGUGGUAAUUAUCGAGAUUAUACGUAUCAACAACAAGGGUUACAGCAACGUGGUAGCAAUAAUUAUCAACAACAACAAGCGCAAUCUCAAAACCGACCAUCUGGACGCGGACGAGGACGUCGAGCAGGCGGUAAUGGUUACAGAGGUGGAACACAAAGUGAUAUCGGAACUGGAGAUGAAGCAAGUGAAUGUGGCGAUUAUAAUGAGGUUAAAUUACAUAGAGAUUGGGCCGCUACAGUUGAGAGUGAAACUGAAUCUGUACAACUAGAUCAAACUGGCUACAAUACAGAUACUAUGAGCAAUAGAACAACAGGUCGAGGAAAUAGUAGAGGAGGUCGACGAAGUUGGAAACGAGGACGACCACCAUUGCCAAUAAGCGAUUCUGGUAGUAAUGGUCGUGGUGGAAGACGACGAAUGAAUGAUAAUGAUUCAACAAUGUUUGAUCAAUCUGAAGACUAUGUUGAGAGUAAUGCAUCAGCUGACGAAUCUUAUGAACAUCAACAACAGUCACAGUCACAAUAUCCCCGUAAUUAUAAUCGUUAUGAUAAUAGUCGACAACGUGGUGGUGCAAAUCGUAGUUAUAAUACGCAAUAUAAUCGCUAUAAUAAUCAUGAAGAAUAUUUUACUAACACAGAGGGAGGCUACGAUGAACAAUAUCAAAGAACAACAAAUGAUUUGUCAAAUCGUUCGGAAUCUAAAAUAACUAACGAACAGCAAAGUAAUAAAAAGAAUGGUUUCGAUGGUAACGAUGUAUCUGCUAAAAAUAAUAAUACCGGCAAUGAUACAUUAAAUGGAAAUAAUUACGAUUCAUCUAAUGCAAAAGGACAACGAAAUACAAGACGUGUGACUACAAAUAAUACCAACAAAUCGGAUGGAACUCAACAAAAAAAUAGUCAACAGCAACAGAAUCUAACAACCACUAGCAACGGUAUUAAAUGA